Molecule: messenger RNA, 1335 nt
Organism: Scatophagus argus
Lineage: Eukaryota; Metazoa; Chordata; Actinopteri; Scatophagidae
Product: ADP-ribosylation factor-like protein 3
Exons: 7
Coding region: 516-1064 (182 amino acids)
Biological process (GO): cilium assembly
Cellular component (GO): microtubule cytoskeleton; cytoplasm
Molecular function (GO): GTPase activity; GTP binding
Source: RefSeq, a predicted model, not a curated record
GCUUCAUGUCGUUAUCAACUUUUUCUGGCCAAAGUGAAAACGGUAAACUCGACAAACUGGGGCCGUUUGCCUUCUCCAGCCAAUAUCAACAACUGUGAAUAAACACGUCAAUUCACCGGGUGCCAGUUAGCAACGGCUAACGUUAAUCUUGAUAACCUUGAUUCACACUGUAAAUUUGAGGAAACGCAGAUAUAAUACAUCCGUGUAGCUUGUUUGAAACACAUCGUAAAUUUUCAACCAAGUUGAAUGUCGAAAUUAAAAUGAAAACUUUGAAUAACUGACGUCAUCCACAGUAAUAGCAGCGAACCGUGCCCAGUUUCCUUUGUGGAGGAGACAAAAAGGAUCAGCAGAAGGCCUUCACCAACAACAGGAGCCGCGGCCUCAGCUAGAAGCGUCAGCCGACCCCGGGUUCCCAGGCAGAGCAGCUGUCCUCCCAUUGGGACGCAACUCUGUGGUUAGGAAGAUGCUAAUCCCCUCAGUCUGAGCAGGGGCCACAACACACACCUGAAGAAAACAUGGGCCUCUUGUCCAUUCUUCGGAGGCUGAAGCAGUCUCCAGAGCAGGAGGUGCGCUUACUGUUGCUUGGUUUGGACAAUGCUGGCAAGACCACUCUGCUGAAACAGCUGGCAGCUGAAGAUAUCAGCCACAUCACUCCAACACAAGGAUUCAAUAUUAAGAGUGUUCAGUCAUCUGGCUUCAAGUUGAACGUUUGGGACAUUGGAGGUCAGCGCAAGAUCCGCCCAUACUGGAGGAAUUAUUUUGAGAACACAGAUGUUCUGAUUUAUGUGAUUGACAGCUCAGACAGGAAAAGAUUUGAAGAGACGAGUCUGGAGCUGGCUGAGUUACUGGAGGAGGACAAGCUUGCCGGUGUGCCGCUGCUAAUCUUUGCCAACAAGCAGGAUCUGAUGACAGCCAUUCCAGCAUCUGAGCUGGCAGAAAGUCUCAAUCUGCACACUAUCCGGGAUCGCAUGUGGCAGGUCCAGGCCUGCUCAGCGGUCACUGCUGAGGGAGUGCAGGAUGGCAUGACGUGGGUUUGCAGAAAUAUAACUUUCCGGAAGAAAUAAUUCAAGGAAACAAAAGAUCAGCGAAGAAUUGCAGGUGCACUUUAAACUUCACCCACCGAGUCACUUAAUGUCCACGAUGAGGAGGUGACAGAAUGUGUUUUAGUUUUUUUUAUAUAUAAAACUAUCAAUUUGUCAUUCUGUUCUUAUUUGACAGUAUGAAAACAUUUUAUAUCUAAAUGUUGUUAAUACAGUGAUUCCACAUGUUUUAACUUCUUAACCCUGUCAAUACACAUCUUGAAAUGUAUAUACUGUAUAUAUUAUGCAGUUUUAU